AUGCCGUCUCCUCUUGCAGACCCCGUUAAGCUUCCAUGCGGUCUAGUACUGCCCAAUCGACUCAGCAAGGCUGCAAUGGCCGAGUUGAUGGCCAAGAACAACCAUCCGACAAAUACUCUUGCCGAUGCCUAUGAACAAUGGUCGGACGGUGGAUGGGGAAGUAUUCUCACAGGAAACGUCCAAGUCGACGUAAACCACAUGGGCAGUCCUUUCGACCCAGCCUUGCACAGCGAAUACAAGAGCCCAGAUAGCAAUGCCGACCUCGUUGCUCAAUGGAAAAAAUAUGCCGACGCCUGCCAAAAGCACGGUACCCCGGCCAUCGCGCAGAUCUGUCACCCAGGUCGGCAAUCAUUCCGCGGCGCAGGCCACAGAGGCCUGUUUGCGCAGACAUUAGCGCCCAGCGCGGUGUCUAUCAAGCUUGGAGAUGGCUAUCUCGAGCGGCUGCUAGCCUGUUUGGCCUGGACGUCACCCAAGGAAAUGACAUCCCAAGAUGUCGAGCGUGUCAUCGCCCAAUUCGUUGAUACCGCUCGACUCAUGGCCGACGCCGGUUUCUCGGGCAUCGAACUGCACGGUGCUCACGGAUAUCUGAUUGAUCAAUUCCUCAGCGGAAAGACAAACCUCCGAACAGAUGACUACGGCGGCACACCCGAGAAGCGUGCACGCUUCGUCCUAGAAAUCCUAUCCCAAACUCGCAAAGUCGUGCCUGCGACCUUCUGCAUAGGCAUCAAGCUUAACUCCGCAGAUCACGACUCCGCAACCUUCGAAGAAACAAUGACUCAGAUCGCGCUUCUCGCUGACGCCGGUAUCGACUUCAUGGAAAUUUCCGGCGGAACGUACGAAGACCCCUCGAUGAUGGGGUACGCCAAAGCGCCCCGGAAAUCCGAGCGCACAGCCGCGCGCGAAGCCUUCUUCCUCGAAUUCUCGAAGGAAGUUCGAUCCCGGCAUCCUGGGUUGGUGCUCAUGUUGACAGGUGGCUUCCGCACGCGCGCUGGUGCAGAGGCUGCUAUUCGAGAUGGUGCUUGUGAUCUCGUGGGAAUUGGGAGACCUGCAGCUGUGAAUCCGAAGUUCCCGCGCCUGUUGCUUGAUGAGGGUGUGAAGGAUUCGGAGGCGCAGUUGCCAUUGAAUAAGGCGCCUGUGCCGUGGUAUACGCGCUUCUUGCCGGCGAACUUGAUCGGGGCGGGGGCUGAGAGUACUUAUUAUGCGACACAGAUUCAGCGCCUGGCUAAAGGGCUUGUUACACUUGCACCGCCAUUGUAG
This is a messenger RNA of Penicillium brevicompactum, 1257 nucleotides long. RefSeq names its product NADH:flavin oxidoreductase/NADH oxidase family protein. Gene Ontology annotation, molecular function: oxidoreductase activity; FMN binding. The record is from RefSeq and is a predicted model, not a curated record. Lineage: Eukaryota; Fungi; Ascomycota; Eurotiomycetes; Eurotiales; Aspergillaceae. The transcript has 6 exons. Bases 1 to 1257 code for a protein of 418 amino acids.